CAGUUGGCGUGUAACUGCUUUAGGAUAAAGACGUGUUCUUGUGUUCUUCUGUUUAGGGAGGUUCGAUCGAAAGAGAACACAGAAAAAAAACAAAACUAGCAACAACAAAUAUACAAACAAAUACAAACGGUAGACGUAACAUAUCAACGGAAAAUAAACGGGUAGCAACAACAACAACAAGUAAUAAGAAAACAAAAAAUAUACAAAAACGUAAAAAAAGUAAAUAAAUAAAUGUACGUCAAAAGAGAAGAGGGUUCAAAUAUGAGUAAUAAAAAUUUUGGGAAAUUUCUCUUACACCUUUCCAUAAUUGGAUUAAGCCUCCUCCAUGGAUUAUCCGAAGCAAAAGGCACACACAAAGUUCAUUGCAGCGAAGAUUUAAUGCGCGUUGAAAUUGGCCUACCAGAACCCAUAGCGGCAAGCAGUAGCAGCAGUUCAGACAGCUCCUCCUCCUCCACCUCCUCGUCGUCGCUGAACAAUGAAAGCCCCCAAAUCUAUUUGGAAGGCCUCAAGGGCUAUCCGGAUGAGCGCUGUCAUCCCGAAAUUAACGGUUCGCUGGCCAUCUUCCGUUUAUCGCUGACUGAUUUCUAUGAGUGUGGUGUUACGCGUAUGGUGAAUCAAUUAACGGGCAAAAAAGUCUAUUAUCACAAAAUCAUAAUUCAAUCGUCGAAUGGCAAAGAAAUCGUCAGUGUUAAAUGCAUCACCAGUGGUCCGGUUUUCAAUUUGAUGAUGAAUGAAACUGCCCAAGAGCAACCACGUUUUGUUUUACAAGAGCAGCAGCAUCAUGGCAUUGUGAGACGUGACGUUCUGCCAGCUGGAUUUCAAGAACCAGAAGACUUGGAAAUCACCACAUCCCUAACGGAGAGGGCACCCGAACCCCGUUUGGCCAUUGGUGUCAGCCAGAAUGGCAAAAGAGUAACGGGUGAUUUGACCGUAACACCUGGUACCCCGCUAACCAUGGAAAUCAGUUUGGAUCGUGAAUCGGCACCCGUAUAUGGUUUGGGUGUCAAUUAUUUGGAAGUAACCGAUACCCGCCUGCUGUCGGAGACCAUUAUUUUCAAGGGCUGCACUGUGGACCCCUAUCUUUUUGAAAAUUUCAACACCAUCGACGGUGAUACCUUGAGUGCUAAGUUUAAGGCUUUCAAAUUCCCCGACUCCUCGUACGUGCAGUUCCGUGCCACAGUCAAUGUGUGUCUGGACAAAUGUUUGGGUACCCAAUGUUCGAAUGGCCAAAUCGGCUAUGGCCGCAGAAGACGUGAUACCUCAGAGGCCAUGAUGUCACCCUUCCAGGAUACCAAUAAAGUCUAUGAAAUCUCCUUGGCCAUGUUCAUUAAAAUCAACGAUAUUGAGGGAGUUAAUCGAAAUGAAGUCUUGCGCCUGGAGGAAAAGCUUCGCGAAUUAAAAUUGGCCAAUCAACGUUUGGCUCGCAACAGUCGUGGCCAUUUCAACGAGCCCUUGGUGAAAACUUACGAACAACUGCCGUUGUCGGUGCCUGCCUUUGUGGUCGAUGAAAAGGAACUGGAAGAGGCACGGAAUGCUGGUCAAACCGCUGCCCCAGCAGUAUCAAGUGAGAUAUUUAUCGCCACAUUGGUAGCAAUGCUGUGUAAAUUUUUGUAAAUAAUUAAAAAGAAGAAGAAACAGAACCUCAAAUAUUAAACAUGGACAACACCAACAACAACAACAACAGGCAAUAUGGGAUUGUGAAAACAAAAGAAACCCUCCCCGAUUUCUUUUUGUAAAGUUAUUCUCCCCCCUCCCCAGAAAACGAAACACUCCCAAGGUCUUAAUUUAACAAAAUUAUUAAAGAGUAGCCACAGAAAAACUUAAUAUUUUUGUUAAAUUGACACAAACAUAUUUACGAAACACAUAAAAAUAAAAAUAAUAAAUACUGUAAAUCUUUUAUAAUAGAGUAUCGAAAAAAACACAUAUUUUUUUAACUAUAUAUAAAUAAAAUAAUAUUAACUUUUUUUUAAAAACAUUUGCUUUAAACCCGAGAAAGAAAGAAAAAACUAAAUUUGAAUCUCUAAUCAUUUUUGAAAAUUAUAACUGCUUAAAAUGUAACUGCCAUUUUUUUAAAUACUAUUUGCUAUAAAUAAAAGGAAAAAUC
This is a messenger RNA of Musca domestica (house fly), 2104 nucleotides long. RefSeq lists its product as uncharacterized. The record is from RefSeq and is a predicted model, not a curated record. Bases 232 to 1614 code for a protein of 460 amino acids. The transcript has 7 exons. Lineage: Eukaryota; Metazoa; Arthropoda; Insecta; Diptera; Muscidae.